AUGGCGCAGUCUAACUCUCCAGCUCGCAUUGCGUUUGUCACUGGCGCAGCGCAGGGACUGGGUGAAAGCAUUGCUCUUCGGCUGGCGGAUGAUGGGCUCGACGUCGCCAUAAACGAUAUCCCGUCCAAAGUCGAACAACUGAAAGCGGUGGCCACACAGAUUGAAGGGAAGGGAAGACGAGCUCUCGUCUUAACUGGAGAUGUCACCCGCGAGGAAGAUGUUCGAGAUAAUGUAGUUCAGGUUGUAGGUCAACUUGGGGGGCUGGAUGUGAUGAUUGCGAAUGCAGGGAUAGGUAUUCACAAGUCAUUCCUCCAGACUACCACGGAAGAAUGGGAUCGCAUAAUGGCCAUCAAUUUACGAGGCGUCAUGCUCUGCUACAGGUAUGCAGCAUUGCAAAUGAUAAAACAAGGAAGGGGAGGAAGGAUAAUUGGCGCAAGCUCCCAAGCGGGGAAGAAAGGAACGACCAACUUGUCUGCCUAUUGUGCGACGAAGUUCGCCGUGAGAGGUCUCACACAGAGCCUGGCUCUGGAGCUGGCGGAGCACAAUAUUACGGUAAAUGCCUACGCACCAGGUUUUAUCUUAACAUCUCUAGCCUACCAUCCCAACGACGCUGUGAAUGGUCUGAGACCCGGAGGAACAAUCAAGCAACUGUUUGGUUUGCCCUUGGAUUCCCCUGAAGCUCAACCAGAAGUCAUAUCCAGCAUGGUCUCCUAUCUGGCAAAACCAGAAUCAUACUUUAUAACUGGCCAGACAAUCUUGGUAAACGGAGGAACGCUCUUCGACUAG
Molecule: messenger RNA, 786 nt
Organism: Fibroporia radiculosa
Lineage: Eukaryota; Fungi; Basidiomycota; Agaricomycetes; Polyporales; Fibroporiaceae
Exons: 9
Coding region: 1-786 (261 amino acids)
Molecular function (GO): oxidoreductase activity
Source: RefSeq, a predicted model, not a curated record